CAAUUUAGAGUUCCAAUUGGAUAAAUGUUAUUGUUUAUAUUUUCUUAUUUGCGGUAGUCGCGAAUAACAACAAAAUUUAAUGACUAAGUUUCGAAAUUUACUCCAACAAAGUAGUAAUAUAUGCAGAAGGCCCUUUUUUCGCGUCUCAACAGUUAGAAAUGCUUCCGAAUCGGCGGUCCUACCCACAGUAUUAGUGGAAAAAGAUUCUCACAUCACAUUAAUUGGAAUAAAUCGUGAGCAACAGCGAAAUGCAAUUGAUGCUAAUACAGCUCAGCAGAUAUCGAAGGCAAUAUCAGAUUUUGAUGCAGAUGACACUUCACCGGUGGGUGUACUAUACGGCGUGGGCGGCUCAUUCUCGGCCGGCUACGAUGUCGUCGAACUAGAGGCGGAGGCCGAGCGCGGUAGUCUCGAUUUUCUGUUACGUCAUGAGGGCUCUGUUGGCCCGACCAGACGUCAUCUCCGCAAACCCAUUGUGUGUGGCAUUAAUGGAUUCUGUGUGGCCAGCGGCUUAGAGCUUGCCCUGCUUUGCGAUUUGCGGGUAAUGGAGGAUACUGCCGUUUUGGGUUUCUUCAACCGUCGCCUGGGCGUGCCUCUUAGUGAUGGCGGAACAGUGCGCCUAGCGGCUGCUGUUGGGUACUCCAAUGCAGUAGAUAUCAUUGAGACGGGGCGUCGUGUCUAUGCCCGGGAAGCCUUGCGAAUCGGUCUAGUCAAUCGUAUGGUGGCCACUGGCACAGCUCUUGGACAAGCCGUCAAUUUGGCAUUUUCCAUAGCCAAAUUUCCCCUGUCCUCACUCCAGCAUGAUCGUAAUGCUGUGCUCGCCAAUGCCAAUGCCUAUGAGCGACCUGGUUUCCAUGCCGCCGUUAAUAAUGAGAUCAUGAAUGUAUCCUCAGCCAUGAUAACCGACAUGCAGGAGGGCGUCAAACGUUUCAAAACCUCUGAGGUAAAGGGACCCAAAACCGAUUCCUGGCAUAUCAAAGAAAAGUCCAUUCCAGAUUGGGAAAAAGCCGAAAUAGCCAUAGAAGAAGAGCAGAAAAAAAGAUGACAAAGAAAUUAAACAAAAUUCCUUGUAAAUAAUACGAAAAUUUCAGUGGUUUAAGUUUGUUGUAUUCACAUUUAUUUUUUUGAAUUAGGUUUGGUUUUUUUUUUUAUAGUGUAGUUUACGAUAUUCACAACAAUUACAAUUUAACGAAUUUUUCUUGGAAAUCAAGCCUAA
Drosophila willistoni is the source of this 1213-nucleotide messenger RNA. RefSeq names its product probable enoyl-CoA hydratase. The transcript is spliced from 2 exons. NCBI's taxonomy places the organism in Eukaryota, Metazoa, Arthropoda, Insecta, Diptera, Drosophilidae. The coding region runs from base 80 to 1042 and encodes 320 amino acids. The record is from RefSeq and is a predicted model, not a curated record.